This is a messenger RNA of Cynoglossus semilaevis (tongue sole), 2947 nucleotides long. It is a transcript of the gene qars1, whose product is annotated as glutaminyl-tRNA synthetase 1. The coding region runs from base 102 to 2441 and encodes 779 amino acids. Gene Ontology annotation, molecular function: glutamine-tRNA ligase activity; ATP binding. The transcript is spliced from 23 exons. Gene Ontology annotation, cellular component: cytoplasm; aminoacyl-tRNA synthetase multienzyme complex; cytosol. NCBI's taxonomy places the organism in Eukaryota, Metazoa, Chordata, Actinopteri, Pleuronectiformes, Cynoglossidae. Gene Ontology annotation, biological process: translation; glutaminyl-tRNA aminoacylation. The record is from RefSeq and is a predicted model, not a curated record.
UGAGGGUGUACAGGAAGUUGCGCGACAGUCUUGACUCCCUUUCUGGACAACGAGUGUGCGAGUUGUGUGGUUCGGCCGAGCCGGUAAUUUAACGGUAAAAAAUGGCGGACACGUUGACACUUUUUACUUCGAUAGGUCUCAGCGAGCAGAAGGCAAAAGAGACGCUGAAGAAUGAGGCGCUGAGUUCCGUCCUGAAGGACGCGGUGUUACAGGCCCAGAGAGUCCACGGAGCGUCCGGCGUGGACAAAGCCGUGGGCACGCUGCUGUACAGCAUGGCGUCUCGUCUUAAGGACACAAAACGUGUCGUGUUUCUGGCGGAGUGCAUCGCACGGCGUAAACUCAGCACAGAGCUGCAGCUGGCAGCUGCCCUGGAGUUCUUCAAAAGUCACCCUGAAGAUCCAGUCGACCAGAAGGCCUUUGAAGAAGCCUGUGGAGUGGGCGUGGUCACAACCCCGGAGCAGAUUGAAGAUGCAGUGGAGCUGGUGAUACAGAAGCACAAGGAGAACCUGCUGAAGGAACGGUACCACUUCAACAUGGGACUUCUCAUGGGUGAAGCCCGCGCUGCCCUCAAAUGGGCUGAUGGGAAAGUCAUCAAGAACGAGGUGGACAUGCAGGUGCUGCAUCUCCUGGGACCAAAGACAGAGGCAGACCUGGAGAAGAAAGCUAAGGCUCCAAAAGUAAAAGUUGCAGAAAGUAACGUGACGACGAAGACGACGAAGAAGGAGGUGGUGGAGGUGAACGGUGACGCCGUCUCAGUGGAGGGAAUGUCUCUGAUGGAGCAGCUGAGAGGAGAAGCACUCAAGUUCCACAAACCAGGAGAGAACUAUAAAACUGAGGGCUACGUGGUGACACCAAACACCAUGUCCCUGCUGAAGAAGCACCUGGAGUUCACAGGUGGACAGAUCCGUACCAGAUUCCCCCCUGAGCCAAACGGUAUCCUCCACAUCGGACACGCCAAAGCCAUUAACUUCAAUUUUGGUUACGCAAAGGCAAACAAAGGGAUUUGUUAUCUGAGAUACGACGACACCAAUCCUGAGAAAGAGGAGGAGAAAUACUUCACUGCCAUCAAAGACAUGGUGGAGUGGCUCGGCUACACACCGUAUGAAGUGACUCACGCCUCAGACAACUUCCAGCAGCUCUACGAUCUGGCUGUGGAUCAACUUCGCAGGGGUCAUGCCUACAUCUGCCACCAGAAGGGGGAGGAGCUGAAGGGCCACAAUACCCCGCCCUCACCUUGGAGAGACAGGCCUAUCGAAGAGUCUGUGGUUCUGUUUGAGAGGAUGAAGAAAGGCUUGUUCUCAGAGGGAGAGGCCACGCUCAGGAUGAAGAUGGUGAUGGAGGACGGGAAGAUGGACCCGGUGGCCUACAGGAUCAAGUACACGCCACAUCAUCGGACAGGAGACCAAUGGUGUAUCUACCCCACGUACGACUACACCCACUGUCUGUGUGACUCCAUCGAGAACAUCUCCCACUCCCUGUGCACCAAAGAAUUUCAGGCCAGACGCUCCUCAUAUUACUGGCUGUGCAACGCUCUGGAUCUUUACUGCCCCGUGCAGUGGGAGUACGGCCGCCUGAACCUCACCUACACUGUGGUGUCCAAGAGGAAGAUCAUCAAACUGGUGGAGACCGGUGUGGUCAGAGACUGGGACGAUCCUCGACUCUUCACUCUGACUGCUCUGAGGAGACGAGGGUUCCCCCCGGAGGCCAUCAACAACUUCUGUGCACGGGUGGGAGUCACGGUGUCCCAGACGACCACAGAGCCCCACCUGCUGGAGUCAUGUGUGAGAGAAGUGUUGAACGAAUCAGCGCCCAGAGUCAUGGCGGUGCUGGAGCCUCUGAAGGUCACCAUCGUCAACCUCCCUGAAGGGACACAGUCGGAGCUCAAGGUUCCGGACUUCCCGGCCGACGAGACCAGGGGCAGCCACACCGUUCCGUUUUCUCGCACAAUCUUCAUCGAACAGAGCGACUUCAGAGAGGUGAUGGAGAAGGGCUACAAGCGUCUGACCCCAGAACAGCCAGUGGGCCUGAGGCAUGCUGGGUAUGUCAUCUCUGUGGAGAAGGUCAUUAAGGAUGCUCAGGGUAAAGUGGUGGAACUGGAGGUGACCUGCUCCACUUCUGAGGCUGCGGAGAAACCAAAGGCGUUCAUCCACUGGGUCAGUCAGCCUCUGGAGUGUGAAGUUCGUCUCUAUGAACGGCUGUUCCUGCACAAACACCCUGAGGACACGUCAGAAGUUCCCAACGGUUUCCUGACUGACAUCAACCCUGAUUCCCUGCAUGUGAUCAGCAGUGCCUUAGUGGAUACUUCAGUGAAAGGUGCAAAGUCCCUGGACAAAUUCCAGUUUGAAAGACUGGGCUACUUCUCUGUGGACCCUGACAGCACAGCAGACAAGAUGGUCUUCAACAGGACAGUCACUCUGAAGGAAGAUCCUGGGAAGAUCUGAUUGGCUGAGAGAGACACGAUCUGUUACCAACGCCCAGAAGAAUGAAAUCAUUAUCACGGAUCAUACCUGAGGCUGACGACGCCACACGUUCACACGUUCAGUGAAGACAACGAUCGAUGGACUUGAUGCCAAAGAAAACAGGAGAGUGUGAAGAGCUGCCGCUCUGCGACACAAAACACUGUUGAAAUCAUUUUGGUCUUUUCUGAAGAUUUCAGUGUUACGGAUGAGUUAGACGACUCACAGCAAGCGAUCGACUGCAUGUUUUUGGAAAACAACUCAGGUCCUCACAUUUACUUUUCACUGUAACAAAUAUGCAACUUUGAUCACUGUUUAAUAAAGACCAACCUUGUGUUUGUACCAUGUUUAAUUGUGCUGUAGCUGACGAUGCUCACAGUGACGCUCUGACGGACUCUUGGUUUGUGACAGGUAGUGGAUCUUUGCCAAAUUAGUUCUUUCUCUGAGACAUGUCCUUUUUAACAAGAAAAAAAAUAAAUGUUUUAAAUUAA